Molecule: messenger RNA, 1179 nt
Organism: Boeremia exigua
Lineage: Eukaryota; Fungi; Ascomycota; Dothideomycetes; Pleosporales; Didymellaceae
Product: chitooligosaccharide deacetylase
Exons: 1
Coding region: 119-934 (271 amino acids)
Biological process (GO): carbohydrate metabolic process
Cellular component (GO): membrane
Molecular function (GO): hydrolase activity, acting on carbon-nitrogen (but not peptide) bonds
Source: RefSeq, a predicted model, not a curated record
CACGUCGCCCUCGAGCAAACGUGCAAGAUAUCUAACAACAUCAUCACCAUCAACCAAAACCAUGUCCUCAUACUCAUAACAUGAUCCCCCAACACUCCCCUCGACAAAACGGCACCCCAUGUACCGUCCGUCGUGCCGGCUCUUCCGCCUCCCCUCCAAACUCCACCGGCGCGCCCGCCGCUCCCGGCUCUUCGCCAUGUUCAUCCUGCUCCUGACCCUCUUCACCGUCGCCUUCCCAUUCUACUGCAUCUACAAGCCCCCCAACACUCUGAUCCGGUACUUUGCGCGGCGCUGGCCCGACGUGCUAUGGCACGUGCCCACAUCCACCAAGGUGAUAGCGCUGACCAUUGACGACGCGCCGUCGGAGCACACGCACGGCAUCCUGGCCGCACUGCGCGAGCACCAUGCGCAGGCUACCUUCUUCGUGAUCGGGGGGCAGGUCGCGGGCCGCGAAGCGGCGCUGCAGGAUGCGGUGCGCGCGGGGAUGGAGUUGGGCAACCACGCGAUGCACGAUGAGCCGGCGCGGGGACUGGCGGCGGAGCAGCUGCGGUCCGAGAUGCUGCAGGUCGAGGGCGCGAUCAAUGCGACGUACGCUGCUGUGGGGGUUGAGCGGCCGCCGAAGUAUUUUCGCCCCGGGUCGGGGUUUUUCAGCUCGGGUAUGAGGUCGAGGGUUAGGGAGAUGGGAUAUCAGAUGGUGCUGGGUAGUAUCUAUCCGCAUGAUCCGCAGAUCCCGUAUCCCAGUGUGAAUGCCAGGCACAUUCUGAGUAUGGCGCGGCCGGGUGGGAUCAUCAUCUGCCACGACAGGAGGGGCUGGACGGUACCGAUGUUGCGCAAGGUGCUGCCUGAGUUGAAAAGAAGAGGAUAUACGAUUACGACCGUGACGGGCAUGCUCGAGGCUACUGGAAGAAUGAAGGAUGGAGUCAUGAGUAGCUGAACGAGGAUCCUUGUAUGAUUACAUGAACACCCAAGACUAUCAAAGAAUUCGGUCCAUAUCCAACAGACAUCGGCAAUUACGAGAAUCAGUAUGCCACUGGCGCAACUUACGGCCUAAGCACCAGAAAUGCAGCUCAAGAAAGCAAAAGAAAAUUGUUGACGUCGUACUAAAUUUACGAUCAGGCCUUAAUCAAGACACUCUCCGCAUCGUCUUUAGAAAAUUAGCAUCACAGAAGCAACACACAG